UUUGUAUUUAGUGGUGUUCAACCUUUAGGUCUUGCGUAACAAGAGGGAAAUAUCGGUAUUAAAAUCAUUCGAUUUAUCGCGUGUAAAGGAUGGAAAAAGUGAGUAAUUGUCUUAUUGAUGAACUGAACCGAAGCAAUGUCCACAUGCGAGACAAGGAAUAUGUGAUGAAAGUUAUCAUGAAAAUGGUGAAUGAUGGACCUGACAAGUUACAAGUAUGUUCAGACUUUGAUGAAACUAUUACAAACUAUAAAGGACCUGGCACCUUUAAUGUCUUAGAGGAAGGUGGCUUACCAGAGGAUUACAAGGAAAAAGCAACAAAGAUAAAAGACAAAUACUUGCCAAUUGAGAUGGAUCCGAAUUUGUCAAUUGAAGAAAAAAUACCUCAUAUGAUAGAAUGGUGGACCCAGGGACAUGACCUUCUUGUAAAAUAUGCAUUAUCUAAAGAAAUGCUACACAACAUGGUUGCCAACUCUACAGCAAGAUUAAGAGAUGGAUGUGGAGAGUUUUUUGAGAAGCUGCACAAAUUUCAUAUUCCACUACUAAUUUUCUCGGCAGGAGUUGGUGACAUCAUACGUGAAAUUAUCUCCCAACAUUCAACUUUCUAUGACAACAUGCAUUUGGUAUCCAAUGAGCUGGACUUUGAUGAAAACGGUAGAAUGAUCGGCUUCAAAGGCGAGAUGAUCCAUGUUUUCAAUAAAAAUGAAAACGCUGUACAUGAAUCUGAUUACUUCUCCAAUCUAAGUCACUGUACCAAUAUCAUACUAAUGGGAGAUUCUAUUGGAGAUCUGCAAAUGGCAAAUGGUGCUGAAAAUGUAGAAGCUAAACUGACUGUAGGAUUUCUAAAUACAAGGGUUGCCGACAGUUUGGAGUUGUUCAAAAGCAAGUAUGACGUUGUGAUAUGUGAGGAUGAAUCGUUAGAUAUACCUAAUGCAAUUGUUAAUAAAAUUAUAGGAACUCUCUGAAUGAAA
Messenger RNA from Ruditapes philippinarum (Manila clam), 968 nucleotides. RefSeq names its product cytosolic 5'-nucleotidase 3-like. The record is from RefSeq and is a predicted model, not a curated record. Gene Ontology annotation, cellular component: cytoplasm. NCBI's taxonomy places the organism in Eukaryota, Metazoa, Mollusca, Bivalvia, Venerida, Veneridae. Gene Ontology annotation, molecular function: 5'-nucleotidase activity; magnesium ion binding. Bases 90 to 962 code for a protein of 290 amino acids. The transcript has 9 exons.